Messenger RNA from Cuscuta campestris, 4607 nucleotides. The record is from the annotation of a GenBank genome assembly. Lineage: Eukaryota; Viridiplantae; Streptophyta; Magnoliopsida; Solanales; Convolvulaceae.
GCCUUCUUUCUACCAAUCACCCAACCGCCAUCCGUUUCAAACCCAUCAACCUUAUCACCCACAUCAGUACCCAUAUGGUGAUGACUACCAAGUCAACAAUGGGUCUGACUACUAUCCCUACCAUGAGGAACCACCAUAUGAUAUCCCGUCUAGAAACUUUGGAUAUUCUCCAUACCAAGAUCCUGAUGGGGAUGAUUAUUAUGAACCUCAUGGUGAUCAAGAUGACUAUGUCCAAUCUGGGCCUAUGUGCCAGUUCUAGAAGAUUCACCAAGUUCUACACCAUCACAGAAACCCGAGAGCAUAUCAACUCUUGCUGGGGCUACUGUGGUGAUGUUACCCAAUCCCCUCCAAGCCAAGUCUCAACCGGCACAGUCAUACAAGAGGUGGAACCAACUGAGGGACCUGACUCAGAACCACCUAGCCUUAUUCAAGAAAAGAAGGAGGAGGAAGUUUUGCCUAUGGCAAUAAACGACCAUCUCCUUAAUUGUGUUGAAGACACACCUCCAGAAGAACCUGUUCUGGAGGAAAUAGAGCCCAUUACCUGCCCCCAAGAUACCAAUGUCCAAAAGUCCGAGCAGGAAUCUACAGGCGAGGAAAUACUUUGCAUAGAAAAGCCAACUCCGUCUAUAGAAACUUGUGUACGUAAUGCUUCAUCUGAAGACUCAGACCAAACCUUCUUGUUAUAUCUCAGCUCCGGGUUUGACGGUAUUAAGUUCAAACUCAGGAAACAAAGUCCUUCGAUUCUCAAGAUGAAAUCAUCGGGGUCGUCCUUGCCAUCAAAGGUUGGGAUUUCAACCUUGAAAUCAGAGGAAGACUUCUCUUGGUUGUUUCUCCUUAUGGUGGGAGAAGGAACUCCUGAUUGGACGCCUUCUUCUUGCUCAUCUUCACUUUCCUCUGGAGUGUGGACCAUGCUCAUUUUCAACUUGGGCAUACCUUACAGUGGGAGCGAAGAAGAUGUCUCACCUGCGGAAAACACAAGGUUUCUGCAACCUUCGAGGCUUCUUGAUCCAACAGGUUAUGAUUAUUGGAAGAUCAUGAUGGAAGCACAUCUCUACGCUCUACAUGACUGCAUGUGGAUGGUGCUUGAGGAUGGACCCUUGAAAAUCCAAAUGGAGAACCCUGAGAGGAAUCCAGCUGGUCCGGAUGUAGUCCAGUACAUUCCAAAGCCCAAGGAAAAAUGGGAUGAUAGAGAUUGCAAAAAGCACAAUCUGGACAACGUCGCCAAAGCAGCCAUCUUCAAGACACUUGAUCCCAUCACCUUCUCCAAGAUUAAGCAUCUAAAGACUGCCAUGGAGAUUUGGCAAGGUCUUGGGAAGCUAUGUGAGGGAUCAGAGGACCUGAGAAAGCAGAAGAUAGAAGUUCUGCUUGAGAAGUUCAAAAGCUUCAAAAUGCUUCCCGGAGAAUCAUUUGAUAUGUUGGAUGAAAGAUUCCACAAGAUAUUGAAUGAUCUUGCUUCACUUAACUACAUUCUUUCUCCCAAAGAAAAGAAUGUAAGGUUGCUGAGAUCACUCCCAACUGAGUGGUACACCAAAGCCACAUCCAUGGAAGAAGGAAGAAACCUGGAGAACAACACUGUUCAAGGUCUCUUUGAUGAACUCAGAACCUAUGAGAACGAGCUAAAGAAGAAGAAGGAAGAACAAGUCACUCCCUUCCCCACGGCAUUGAUGACAACUCCAAGAAUCCCAUCAAGUGAAGGGACAUGCACAAGAAACUGUGACACACCUUCCUCCAGCCAGCUGUCAAGCUCAAAAAUGGAGAACUACGAUGAGGAAUUUUCCAUGAUGGUCAAGCAAUUCCGGAAGUUCAAGAAGUUCUUCAGGAAGGCUGAUUCAGUCAGAAGGCCAUCCAAGGGAAAGCCACAAGUAAGUGACUCCCCUCCUGAAUCUUAUUUAUGCUAUAACUGCAGGAAGCCUGGCCACUGGAAGUCAGCAUUCCCGUACCCAAAGGUGGAGAAGUACGGAGAAAGAGAAAGGAACGAGAAGAAAAAGAAGGCAAUGGUUGCUGCUGAAAGUGACGAGUCAUCCAGCUCAAGCUCGGAUGAAGAAGCCCUCGUCUGCAUGGAGCGCAAAGUUGAGAAGUCCAACCAUGGGGAUAGGUGGACUAUCAUACCAACUUCUGAAAAUCUUUUUGACCAGUUCAAAAAGAUGAUGGAAGAAUUUGAGGAGAUAAAUCUCAAACACUCAUCCUUAACAGAAGAGAACAAACUAUUGAGUGGAGAGAAUCUCAAGUUGACUGAAAGUCGGAAAAGUCAACUGAAUGAGAUCACUCAACUCAAGACUGAAAAUGAAUCUCUCUCUGAAAAGGUGAAAUCCCUUAACAAAGAGCUAGGGAUACUUAAGUCCAAAAAAGAAGUGAACAAGCUUCUUGAAACGACCAAACAUAAGGGUCGUGAAGGACUUGAGUUUGACCCCUCUAGUUCCAAAAAGAAAGGGAAAACAACUUUCAUCCCUCCUAAACCUACUGCCAAACCAAAUAAGCAGAAAGGGAGGAAAAGGAGAAACCAACAGAAGUUCCCAAAAAGGUCUUACCAACCUAGGUUUGCUAGGAGGAAACAGGAAAUUGCACCUCCUGCACGUAGGAAGUUUUAUGCCUACAACUAUGAUUACAAUCCCAACAAGUUUAGAGCUGCAAGGAAAAUUCCCUGCAACUUCAAACUUGAUGUAGGGACACACACCAUUAACAAUUCCGGACCCAAACUGAAUUGGCAUGAUCAUGAGGUUCUGGAUCUAUCUGACAAGGAUGAAGAAGUCAAUGAAGGAGAUAGAAUGAAGCCUACGGAGUUCAUUCCAUUCAGAAGUCUACCACUGAAGACUUCACAGAGAAAUCCGGAUUCAAACAGUGCUGAGCCUACCGGAAAUCUUGGCCAGCCUUCUAAUAUUCCGGAUCACUCAAACGGCGACAAUUCCGGAAAUGGCGACCCAGUGCCAAUCCAUCCGGAAACACCAACUUCUGUUCUUCAACCAGAAGCUGAACUAGAUCAACCAGUGAAUCCUAAUCAACACAAUCUUCGUUGGUUAAGGGAUCAUCCUCCCCAACAAAAGUUGGAAGGCAAGUGCUCCUCACCAACGUUCUAUCAAUCCUAUCUGGAGAUGAUUGCUGCUCAAGAGCUCUCCGAAUUCCUUCAUAUGGAGAUUCGAUUCAAGUAUGAGAACGAAGUUCUUGAAUUCUACAAGAAUGGAAAGGUCAAGACUGUCAAAUUGAAGAAGGAUCCACUGAGGACGAUUCAAGUCAUCAAUUCCACUGUUGGAGGGACCAAACUGAAGCUUUCGCAGAAGAAAUUGGGAGAAAAACUUCACCUUCCCAAUUCCGGAGUUAAAAUUGGGAGACUUCCAGCCAAGAAUCUGGAUUGGAAUAUUAUUGGAAUUUCUAGGCAAGCUCCCUCUGGCCCAGCGAAGAAAGCUGAUCUGAACAACGACUACAAGCUAGUCCUUGAACUGGUCAUUGCAUGCCUCGAGUGUGGAAGUGGAGGACAUGCUGAUGACAUCACCCAAGAGAGGGGCUUCAUCAUCAAUGCCCUCAUUACCAAGUCUAAGGUAAAUUGGGCUGCACAUUUCUUCAAUUCCAUCUCAAAGCAUCUGGGAAAACCCAACCAGAAAUACCUUUGUCAAGGUCUGUACAUUGGACAUAUCUUGGAGUCCUUGUGUGCUGCUUCUGAAGGAAAGAAGUAUGAAGCCAGGUAUUGGCUAUACUAUCUGUCUUCCAUAGGGGAAAACAGAGCUGGUGCUAGCACAACUACAGAGGAAAGUUCUUCAGACAAUGUCCUUAUCAUGAGUCUGAACAAGUCAGUAAAGAGGAAGCAUGUGGUGUCUCCCUCUUCCAAUGCUGAAGCACUAGAGAAUCUUGCUCUGAUCAAUCUUGAAGAAGAAGAAGAAAUCUCUGCCCAAGGAGAACUACGAAGGAAAAAGAAGAGGAAAAUCACCUCUCCCUCAACAUCUGGAAAUGUCAACCGGGAUGAGUUGAAGGAGAAGGAACCAGUUGAGGAAAACUCUGCCCACAACCAGAGCCCUCAACAACCUGAUGAAGAAAUUCCUCAAAGCUUGGAAAGUUGGAAAUUCAGCAGAACACUGGAACACUUGGUCACCUCACCAGUUUCAGAAUUUGAGGCUGACGAUGAGGAUCCUGCAGUUUACAGGCCAAUCUUCUCAAAGGCUACAAAAGAUCAGGUGGCUCCUACCACUAAAGCACAAGCAGAUAUGGAAGCCACAGCUGAGGAUUUCCAAAUUUUCCUAGAAACCUCCCCUGCCAUUGAAACGGUUCUGACUGAAGCUGACCAGGAGAAUGCAGCCUCUACUCCACAAGAACAGAACCAAGAAGCAUCAGAAGAAGAACUCCAGCAACUUCUCCAUUCUCAAGCUUUAGAGAUUCUCACAACUCCUUGUGAGAUCACCAAUCCUACUGAAACUGAGAUUCUGGAGAAGUCAGCAGAUAAUCUGGAGAUGUCCAAACCUCUAGAAGCAAAUGAAGUUCAAGAAGAGCAAGCUGUAGAAGCCCAGAGGAGUUCUGCAGAAGAUGAGAAGGAAACUCAAAUGGCAUAACUGGAGGCCUCCAAAUCUCCAGUAGCCAUUUUUGAAGAACAAAAUGAAGCUGAAGAAAGAGACUCCCUAUCU